Molecule: messenger RNA, 2223 nt
Organism: Anthonomus grandis grandis
Lineage: Eukaryota; Metazoa; Arthropoda; Insecta; Coleoptera; Curculionidae
Gene: Mys45A
Product: protein SDA1 homolog
Exons: 3
Coding region: 53-2170 (705 amino acids)
Biological process (GO): ribosomal large subunit biogenesis; ribosomal large subunit export from nucleus
Cellular component (GO): nucleolus
Source: RefSeq, a predicted model, not a curated record
UUAUUUUCUUUUUGCUGUCAAUAAUUAACAAAUGUAAACACAGAUUAUUAAAAUGGUCAGAAAACAUAAUAAUCAGCUCCCAGAAAACCUACCACAGCUACAGAAUCUAAUAAAAAGAGACUCAGCGUCUUACCAUGAAGAAUUCUUACAGCAACACCAGCAUUUUCAAAACACACUGGAGCUGUUUCAACUGUCCCCCGACCAGCCCAACAAAACCUUAGAUGAACUGGUAAUGUUUAUGGCCCAAGUGGCCCACUGCUACCCUAAAGAACUCGAAAAGUUUCCGCAGCAGCUCAUUGAUCUAAUGCAAAAACACAAUACAGUCCUAGACAACUCUAUUAGAAUGAAUUUAUGUAAAGCACUGAUCCUGUUGCGGAACAAAAAUUUACUGGCUCCCACUGAUCUCUUGGAGUUGUUUUUUCAACUUUUACGGUGUCAAGAUAAGUCCUUGAGGCAGUUCUUAGAGACCCAUAUCAUUACAGAUAUUAAAAAUCUAAAUUUGAAGCAUAAAAAUGCUAAACUUAACACCACUCUGCAGAAUUUUAUGUUUACAAUGCUAAAGGAUACUAAUGCUAGGGCUGCCAAGAUGUCUGUUGAUAUUAUGAUUGAAUUAUAUAAGAAGAAUGUUUGGAAUGAUGCUAAAACUGUUAAUGUUAUUGCCACUGGUUGUUUUUCAAAAGUUAUGAAGGUUAUGGUAGCUUCACUGAAAUUUUUCCUGGGCAAAGAUGAGAAUGAGAAAGACUCAGACAACUCAGACUCAGAAGACGAAGUGGACCCCAAAGAAGUUAUGAUGGCAAACAAAGUGAAUAAAAAAACUAGAAAAAGGGCAAAAGAACUCACUAAAGUGAAAAAACUGGCUGCCAAAGCUUACAAGAAAAAGAGCCAAGCUGUGGCAUUUAAUUUCAGUGCUAUUCACUUGUUACAUGACCCUCAAGGUAUGGCUGAAAAGUUAUUUCAGCAAAUUGAGUCCAGCAACUAUCGCUUUGAAGUGAAACUAAUGACCCUAGAUGUUAUAUCCAGGCUAAUAGGGCUUCAUAAUUUAUUUUUAUUCAACUACUACUCAUAUAUUCAAAGAUUCAUGCAGCCCCAUCAGAGAGAAGUCACUAGAAUUCUCCAGUUUGCUGCUCAAGCCAGCCAUGAAUUGGUACCACCAGAUGUAAUAGAACCCCUAUUAAAAACCCUUGCAAACAACUUUAUUACAGAAAGGAACUCUUCUGAUGUGAUGGCAAUAGGUUUAAAUGCAGUUAAAGAAAUAUGCACCAGAUGUCCCUUGAGUAUAAAUGAGGAUUUGCUAAGAGAUCUUGCUCAAUAUAAAACUUACAAAGAAAAAUCAGUGAUGAUGGCUGCAAGAAGUUUAAUUCAGUUAUUUAGGAAUUUAAGACCAGAAUUGCUGCACAAAAAAGAUAGAGGAAGACCCACUGAGGCCACAGAUGAAAUUGAAAAGUUGGACUAUGGUAAACUGCAGGCUAAGGACUAUGUGCCUGGUGCUGAGAUUCUUAUGAGUGAAGAAAAGGAAGAGAUGGACAUAAAUAUUAAUAGUGAGUCAGAAAGUGAUGAUGAGCAAUGGAUUGAUGUGCAGCAUAGUGAUAAGGAGGAUGCUGACAGUUCUGAGGAUGAAGAAGCAGAGGAGGAGGAGGAGGAUGAUGAUAAUGAUGUUGGUUCAGAAGAAGAAAAAAAAGGAGAACCAAGAAAGAUCCUAAAAGCAAAAAGGACCAAAACAGAUAUAUUAGAAGACAAAAAAGCUCUUGCACAAAAAGUAACCAUUGAAAGACUGUUGACUGAUGAGGACUUUAAGAGAAUUGAUAUGGCAAACGUACAGAAACAGAUGCAAAGCACUACAAAAGGGCAAAAAAGGAAACUAGAGGAAACCACUGCAAAGCACAAAGAUGAACUGGUGAAACUCAGUGACAUAGAGAAUAUUUACAAGAAGAAGAAGCACGAUAAACAAACUAGAUUGGAGGCCGUAAAAAAGGGUCAGGAAGGAAGGGAGAAGUUCGGUUAUAAAGAUGGCAGGCUGAACAUCCACUGCUCAAAAACAAACAGGGAAAAGAGGAAAAAGAAGAAUUACCAAAUGAUCAAACAUAAGGUGCAAGGGAAGGUCAAAAGGAGUUUUAAGGAUAAACAAAUUGCCUUGAGGAAUCAUUUGUUGAAGUUGAAAAAGAUGAAAUGAUUUUUAAGGAUGUCAAUAGUUGUUAUCUUUUAAUAUAAGUUUUUUGGCACAGA